This is a messenger RNA of Anopheles coustani, 1291 nucleotides long. It is a transcript of the gene wus, whose product is annotated as dnaJ homolog subfamily C member 22. The transcript is spliced from 3 exons. Gene Ontology annotation, biological process: endocytosis. NCBI's taxonomy places the organism in Eukaryota, Metazoa, Arthropoda, Insecta, Diptera, Culicidae. The record is from RefSeq and is a predicted model, not a curated record. The coding region runs from base 1 to 1218 and encodes 405 amino acids. Gene Ontology annotation, cellular component: early endosome; plasma membrane.
AUGGGUGAAAAACUGUCCCCCUCACUGGCCGCGCCCUCCGAUGUGCCGAAGGAGCAGAAGGUGAAACAGCGGCGCAAUAGCAAGGAAGAGAAGCAAUCCAAGUCGGCCUCAUCGAAAAAGUCCACCCUGACGUUGCACGCGUCGGAAGAUCGUGGCCGGAAAACCGUCCUAACCGCGUACGUCCUCUGGCUGUUCGGGGGCAUCUUCGGGGUGCACCAUUUCUACCUGCGCCAGGAUCGCCGGGCGUUCGUUUGGUGGAGCACCCUCGGGUACUUCGGCAUCGGUUGGAUCGCCGAGGUGCUGCAGAUACCGGCGAUGGUCCGGGACGCGAACGACGAUCCGCAGUUCGUGCAGGAGUUCAACAAGCAGCUGCGCACGAACCGGAAGCCACCGUUCUCGACCGGCCGCUUCCUGCUCGCGAUCAUGAUCGGCUACUGGUGGGGCCAGAUGGUGAUGAUCGCCAUCCCGCAGGCCGUGUUCUUCGGCGUUGACUGGGGCUUCCUGCACUGGCUCAUUCCGUUCGGCGUGGCGUUGGGCGUCUGGACGGUGGGCAAUAUGGGUCGAGAGAAGGGAGUGUUCUGGCACUGCCUGGUGGUUUCCUACCUGUCCUACCUGUCGCGGUACUUCGUCAUGGACGAAGCGUACUGGUUCACGGGUAUGGCCUUCUGCAGUGCGUUCGCGUUCGAUCACUUUUCGAAGGAAUGGAACCUGGAGGUGCCGAAGAAAAAGCGACUGUCGAAACGUCUGGUUACGCUGACGGCGGCCGCAGUCAUCUACCUUUCGCUGUGGGGUUGCUUCAUCUACUUCAACGGCACGAUCACCGACAGCGAGGGCGACGAGGUGCCGGUCCACGAAGCCCUGUACAACUUCCUCAAGUCGCCCUGGUGGACCGACCUGAAGCAAACGCUCUACGAUACGCUGCAGUUCGCGAAGCACCACGGCUGGGCGGAGGUUUGGAAGCAAAUCAUCGACUCGAUGGACGCCGACGGGGAGCAGAACGCGUACAAGGUGCUCGGUAUCAGUGCGACCGCCUCGCAGAACGAGAUCAACACGCUGUGCCGCAACCUCUCGAAGGAGUCGCACCCGGACAAGGUGAAGGACGAAACCAAGCGCCGGGCGGCGGAGGAACGCUUCAUGGAGAUCCAGCAGGCGUGCGAGGUGCUGAGCAAGACGCGAAGGAAGCGCCGCCAGCGAAACAAGAAGUCCGACGAACUGUAAAAUCCAAAGGCGCAUUCACUGGAAACGGAGCGCACGGUUCCAGAUGUAAAUAGUUUCGAAUUCCGCCCUUCCA